AUGCAGUCGCAGUCGCAGGCUCGCGACCCUAAUCAGUUGCCCGAUGACGGCCACGCUCUCACCACCACCUUGACUAAAUCCGAGCAUGACACCUACUACUCCAACCGCGAUAUUGCCAUCUUACAUGCCAUCGUCGCGGCUGCCCAGCAUCAGCUCGACCAUGCCCCCCACCCUAAGCCACUGCCCGCCGCAGCGCUGUUUAAGGCGUACGACGACAUCCUCCCGGAUUUUGGCAUCGACCCAGAUUCCGAUUACCACCUGUCCGCUUUUGUCUUUCGGGUUGGAGGCGAACAGGGCCAUGGCACUCUCUCGGACGUCACCCUCUUCUCCCUCGCCGGCUCAGUUACGCUCUAG
Messenger RNA from Hirsutella rhossiliensis, 354 nucleotides. RefSeq lists its product as uncharacterized. The record is from RefSeq and is a predicted model, not a curated record. The transcript has 3 exons. NCBI's taxonomy places the organism in Eukaryota, Fungi, Ascomycota, Sordariomycetes, Hypocreales, Ophiocordycipitaceae. The coding region runs from base 1 to 354 and encodes 117 amino acids.